GGCAUCGCAGCGACAGACGUGAUCAGAUGAAUCACAGAGGGUGUGUGUCCCAUCGUGGUCUCGCUCGCCUCUAGCUUCACUUUGGCACUUAGUUCUUUGCCUGUGAGCGGGAGAUGGACUCCCACUUGCCCACUGUCCCGGAGGCUGCAAAGCUGCUCUGAAAUCACACCAGCGAGGCUCAGAAAUCGGUGCUACCCAAGAGCCCAGUGGUCAUUUCUCCACUUGUCAGGCUGGGAAGAUGGGCUGUCGUCGUCAGCCAGGCAGCAGGAUCGCGGUUUAAAGCUGGUUUCCAAAAGCAGGGGUCAUUGACCGUUGCUCUCAGUCAGUCCUGAGCUCAGGGUAACUGGAAGAAGGAGAAAGGAGUAUUAUUAUUUACUUCAGUACUGGGAAAUUAGCAUCUCCUAUGGGAGCCAAACUGCCAGUUUCUAUUCAUUCUUUUUUUCUCGUUUCUUUCUUUCAUUUCUUUCUUUUUAUUUUUUCCCUCUUUUUUUUUUUUUUUUUUUUUUUUCCCCAACCCCACUGGCAUUGCACACACAAAUAGCCCUGAGGCGGCUCUGCAGAUCCCAGCCUCAAACUCCCUUUGCAAAACCUUGGAGAGCUUUCUAGGGUCGGGUUUCCCAGGAGUCCUGGGCCUUUAGCUUCUCCUGCUAGUCCUCUUGUAAUGAUCUGGCAGAGAAGCUGAUUUACUGGGCUGGAUCAAAGCACCUCCCUUCUCCGGCGCCUGGCCUCCCCGGCUUUCUAGCAGCAAGCCUUGCACACCCUUCUGCAGCAAGUCCCGCUCGCAGCGUGGGAACACCCCAAACAAGAGGAGGUGGGGAGCAGGAGAGCAUCUUGUCGCUAGAGAUGUAAGCUCUACAAACUCCAGCAUCUCCGAAAGGUGACCCUGCCUUUAAACCCCCAUGUUCACAUCGGUAACGCUGCUCCGGGGAGUUGAAGUUUGCCGGAUCCGCCCGAUCCCAGGCUCAGUGGUCCACGUUUAGCCCCGUGGCCCCCAAGAGAACCAAGCGCUUUCUGGGGAAACUCCUGCUUGUAAAGGAUAGAUUUACUGUCCUGCUGAGUUAAACAAGGGAGAUGCUGGACUUCCCCUUCGCUGUGGAGAUUCAAACAAGUGACAGCUUAUUUCAGCCAAACCUCGAGGGGCAGAAGAUGACGAGCUCCGCCAGAGUUCGUAAAGCCAGGCAGGUAGAGGAGAGCAAGAUCCCGCUCCUACCAGGACAAUGUGUUAGACACCAGAGAAACCGCGCUGAAGACCCUCAAGAUGUGAGUCAGUAGCAAACCAGGCUUUGUUGCUUCUGCCAUGAGUUGUGCCUUUUGGGAGCCCCCCAGCCUCGAGCCAGACCCCACAUGCCCCGUCAGGUGUCAGUGUGCGGCUCCUGUCUCCUGCGCUGCUGGCUCCCUGGGGGUGCGGUGGACAGGCUGUUCCUUGAGUGAGCAGAAGGAAAGCCACAGUCCUCACGCGCUUACCUAAUGCCGGCUGGACACGAGCUUGUCAGCUCCAGGGUGGGGCUUGGACCUUGUGCUGUUAAACUUGAUGCUUCAGACGUUGGCUGCGGAAAGAGCCGUCAGGGCAAGUUGGGGAGUUGAGAAAUGGCCCUACGCCCCCUUUGCCAGCAGCCGUGCCUGACCUUGCCGAGUGCAUCGGCUGUUACUCACGUUUCCCCAUCAGCCACGUGCCUUGGUUGUGACUCCUCCAGGGCUGUUUUCUCUUCCCCGUGGGCACUGCGUGUCCCAUUUUCCCUAAUCCUUGUUGCUGCGCUAUCUCCUGCGAGGCUUAGUCAGGAUGCUGUAGUGCCAGGGGCUACGUGGAACCCGGCCCUUCAUCUCCACAUCCCGUUUGCAGAGACCAGUACGGGCAUUGGGGUCUUCUCGGCGCUGCCUUGUUCCUCAAAAGCCAGGCCAUGGCAAGCUGGCCAACAACAGGAGUUGGAGCCAGUCUUGAUCCUUUCUAGUUGUUUCUCCAGGUCUCUGGAGAUGCAGCAGCAGAGCUUUUGAGGUGUCUGAUGAUGGAGGCAGGUCUGCAGUUCGCCUUAGCAAUAAAUGGGAACCUUUGCUUUGACCAGAUGAGUUGAAGAUAGCCUGUUGAGACGUUAACCUCAGCCCCUGCUUGCAGAAAUUGUUGGACUUUUGAGUGUGGUAGACCCUGGACCUAAUAAAGGAGAAGGUAAUAUGCAGAGCUGUUGGGUGUUCCUUGCUUUUGGGAGGUGCUUUAAAUCUGACUGCCAGAGCUGUGGGCUGCGAGGAGCAGAAGCUGGCUGCACGAUGCUGAGCUCAGGUCUUCCUCCCGUUCUCCUGUUGCUCACGGUGCUGGAGCUGAGCUGGUCCCUGACUGAUGAAGAGAAGAAGAUAAUUUUGGAUGGGCAUAACAAAUACCGCUCCCAGGUCUCUCCUCCUGCUAUGGAUAUGCUGAAGAUGAGCUGGGACACCGAGCUGGAGGCCCUUGCUCAAGCCUAUGCAGAGAAGUGCAUCUGGGACCACAACAAGGAGAGGGGACGACGGGGGGAAAACCUCUUCGCUAUGGCCCCGACCCUGGACCUGGAAUUCGCUGUGGAAGACUGGAAUGGGGAGGAGAAAUACUACAACCUGACAACUUCCACGUGUGUCCCCGGGCAGAUGUGUGGUCACUACACUCAGGUGGUCUGGGCAAGCACGCAUCAGAUCGGCUGUGGGGCAAAGUUUUGUGAGAAGAUUGAAGGAAUUGAAACAGAGGACAUGUACCUGCUUGUUUGCAACUAUUAUCCCCCGGGUAAUAUGAAAGGCCGAAAGCCGUACAAGGAAGGACCCUCAUGCUCACAGUGUCCCGAGGGCAGAGUCUGUGUCAACUCCUUGUGUGAACCCACUGUAGAAGAGACCACUCCAGCCCCUGUGACAACAAAGGCAAGCCCAUCCACCCCAAGCACAGCCAGGCCAAAACCCACAGCCCCAACCAAACCAGAACCUGCCACACCAACCCACCACACCAAAGCCCACCACGACCACCACUACAGCCAAGCCAGCACCCACCACACCAAAGCCCACCACGACCACCACUACAGCCAAGCCAGCACCCACCACACCAAAGCCCACCACGACCACCACUACAGCCAAGCCAGCACCCACCACACCAAAGCCCACCACGACCACCACUACAGCCAAGCCAGCACCCACCACACCAAAGCCCACCACGACCACCACUACAGCCAAGCCAGCACCCACCACACCAAAGCCCACCACGACCACCACUACAGCCAAGCCAGCACCCACCACACCAAAGCCCACCACGACCACCACUACAGCCAAGCCAGCACCCACCACACCAAAGCCCACCACGACCACCACUACAGCCAAGCCAGCACCCACCACACCAAAGCCCACCACGACCACCACUACAGCCAAGCCAGCACCCACCACACCAAAGCCCACCACGACCACCACUACAGCCAAGCCAGCACCCACCACACCAAAGCCCACCACGACCACCACUACAGCCAAGCCAGCACCCACCACACCAAAGCCCACCACGACCACCACUACAGCCAAGCCAGCACCCACCACACCAAAGCCCACCACGACCACCACUACAGCCAAGCCAGCACCCACCACACCAAAGCCCACCACGACCACCACUACAGCCAAGCCAGCACCCACCACACCAAAGCCCACCACGACCACCACUACAGCCAAGCCAGCACCCACCACACCAAAGCCCACCACGACCACCACUACAGCCAAGCCAGCACCCACCACACCAAAGCCCACCACGACCACCACUACAGCCAAGCCAGCACCCACCACACCAAAGCCCACCACGACCACCACUACAGCCAAGCCAGCACCCACCACACCAAAGCCCACCACGACCACCACUACAGCCAAGCCAGCACCCACCACACCAAAGCCCACCACGACCACCACUACAGCCAAGCCAGCACCCACCACACCAAAGCCCACCACAACCACCAUUACAGCCAAGCCAGCACCCACCACACCAAAACCCACCACAACUAUGGCUAAGCCAAAACCUGCUACAGCCAAGCCAGCACCCACCACACCAACAUCUACCACCACUACAGCCAAGCCAACACCUGCUGCUACGUCAGCAAA
Messenger RNA from Egretta garzetta (little egret), 4080 nucleotides. RefSeq names its product peptidase inhibitor 16 (gene PI16). The coding region runs from base 2167 to 3990 and encodes 607 amino acids. The transcript is spliced from 9 exons. NCBI's taxonomy places the organism in Eukaryota, Metazoa, Chordata, Aves, Pelecaniformes, Ardeidae. The record is from RefSeq and is a predicted model, not a curated record. Gene Ontology annotation, cellular component: extracellular region.